AUGGGCUUCAUCGUGCUUCCAGACCAGCCAGGGGGUCCGUCGGCUUUUUUCUCUGACGUCUCCAUUCCUGCCAACGUGGCCAAGGUGGGCUUGCACACCGUCAAUUCAAUUGUAGGCGAUGGUGUCGUCGUAUGGCGCUGUUAUCUCAUCUGGACCCGAGAAUGGAGAAUGUGCAUCAUUCCAAUCCUUUUGGUAAUUGCUUCCGCUACCUGCGGUUUUGCACAGACGGUAUUCUUCGCUCGCGGGACAGACUUGCACAGCGCCUUCUCCCCAGAACUUAAGAUCUGGAACGGCGCCCUCUUCAGCUUGUCCCUUGUCACAAAUGUCAUCGUUACCUGCCUCAUCGCUGUCCGCGCAUGGUAUAUGCUGAACCUGAGCGGGGGCACGUCCAGCUUCCGCUAUUGGCGCGUGCUCGUGAUGGUCAUCGAAUCCGGCAUGAUCUACUCCGUUGCGCUCAUCUGCGAGAUCUCGCUCUACUUCCUCAACUUGAACGCUUUCUACAUUGUAUAUGAUCCCAUCGGCCAGCUGACGGGCAUCACGCCGACGCUGAUCCUCGUCUUGGCCGGCCUGGAAAUGACGACCAACGAUGUGCACUCGCGGAUGACGAAGCGCACGCUCACGAAGCCACACUUCCGCCCGGGCGUGUCGGACACGGACACUUCGGAGCCCACGCAGACGGUGCCUCUCGACCGGGUAGACUUGCGCAUGGCGAGCAGCAACUCAACCUUCCGCGGCAAGUAUACAAAUCUCAGGCCAGAUGAGAAUGUCGACGCGGAUCUGAACUUGAACGUGAAGCCGCCCGCUGCGCCGCUGGACGGUGUGUGA
Messenger RNA from Sparassis crispa, 825 nucleotides. RefSeq lists its product with no specific name. The transcript is spliced from 6 exons. NCBI's taxonomy places the organism in Eukaryota, Fungi, Basidiomycota, Agaricomycetes, Polyporales, Sparassidaceae. The coding region runs from base 1 to 825 and encodes 274 amino acids. The record is from RefSeq and is a predicted model, not a curated record.